GGUGACGUUUAACAGGCUUAGAUACCAAUACCCCAACGUAAGGCUACAUAUAUUCUUUGAUAUAGCCAGCGAAGCAAUCCGAACCACUCCAUUUUGUUCGGUAUACCUUAAUUUUUAAUUUAUUUUUUUUAAGCCGCCACGAAGAUUAUUUAUUGACGAGACGAUGAUAUCUACUGGCUUUUCAUGGGGUGACAAACCUACAGAAAGGUCUAUGCCACCUCGCCCAACCCCCACUAUGCAUAACAACAACAACAACCCAAGAAAGAGACGACAACAUGAAGAAGAAUCUAACCGAGUUCAUAAACCUACUACACGAAAGUCAUUUCCAAUUGUUCAAACAAAGAUGAAUAAUAUUAAUCAUAAGAGAUUGAAAACUCCUAAAAUUUUAGGUCAACAAUUACCAUUGAAUCGAGUUAUUGAAGUUUUAGAUAAACCUGCAUUACAAGAAUUAUUACAAAAUCUUAUAAAGCUUCACCCUGAAGUAUCUGAAACUGUGACGAAAUUAGCUCCCAAAGCCACCCUUGUAGAUUCAUUAAACCUCAUUAAAUCAAAAUACGAUUGCAUUUUCAACCACUUACCAUACAAAUGUGACGUUGAAUCAGAUUAUUCUUACUUGAGAAUUAAGCCAUAUCUCAAUGAGUUUUUCCAUUGUUUAAGUGAUUUUAUAUUGAAUAAUUUACCACCAAUUGAAUCAAAUUCAUCAAACUCUUUGAAAUUUUUGGAUAAUAUUACAAAUUUGAUUCAUAACUUACCAAAUUUUGUUAAUAAUGAAUUUCAAUAUACUAAAAUGAUGGCAUAUGAUCAAGUGGUUAAUUGUUGGCUAAUUAUAUUGAGUAGAUAUAAUUUCGAAGAUUCCGAAAGUUCAGAAACUAAUUUGAUUUCGAUUAUUAAUGACUUGGAUUUAAAGAAUAAACUUGACCAACAUAAUUUACUCUCACAAGAUAAAUUUAAAUCAGUGAUUAGCUUUAUUGAUCUGGAAAUUGAAAAUUAUGAAAAAGUGAAUCAUCAAUUGAGCGGGAACUCUAUCAAUGAUUUAAUAACGGUGGACUAUUCUAAUUAUUCCAUAACUGCUAGAACCUCUCAUUAGGUAUUGCAUG
Molecule: messenger RNA, 1097 nt
Organism: [Candida] anglica
Lineage: Eukaryota; Fungi; Ascomycota; Pichiomycetes; Serinales; Debaryomycetaceae
Source: the annotation of a GenBank genome assembly